Molecule: messenger RNA, 1915 nt
Organism: Ectocarpus siliculosus
Lineage: Eukaryota; Phaeophyceae; Ectocarpales; Ectocarpaceae
Source: the annotation of a GenBank genome assembly
AUGUCGUCGAAGGGACUCGAUGCUUUGCUGGCACUCCCCAGCACCUCGCUGCUGAUCCGUGAUGGCAAGGAUGGAGCAGCCGACGCGAGCUCUACCGCUACCCUUGGCGAUCUUCGAAACGCUAAGGCUACAGUCUACGACUUCUGGACAACCCGGUGCACCAACUGCCCCGCGGCGCUGGACGCCCUGGACUCGAUCGCCCUCGGGCGACCCUCCGUGACCUUCGUGGCGGUCAACAUCGACGACUCAAGCGCGGCGCGCGAGCUCGUCUCGCAGGCCGCUUCCGAGGGCAGGUGGACCAGCCUGGCCCACGUGCACCUGGAGGAGGACGAGAAGGAGAGGGCUAAGGACAUCCUGGGCAUGAGGACUGUACCCUUUUACGUCGUCGUCUCCGAGGACGGGAAGGUGCUCCGGCACGGCAGCGCCAAGACGCUUCCCCUCAAGACGGUCGAAUCCCUCGACUCCGCUCUGCUCCCACCACCGGCCGGUGCUGGUUCUGCUACCGCUCGGGAGGGCCGCUACGGGGAGGGUCAGCAGGACGAGAACGACGCCGCGGCCGCCAACGCCGCCGCACCACCCGGGGAGGAGACAGCAGCCGCUGGUAGCCCUACCGCCGAAGGGGGCCCGCGAGGUAAAGCGACCCCUUCCCCCCUGAUGGAGUGUGUCGGGGAUGUGUGCAAGCUGGUCCGCAAGCCGAAGGCAGCAGCGGCAGCAGCAGCGGCGGCGGCAGCACCGCAAGGACAAGCUACGGGAGAAACGGCCGCCGAGGCAACGGUUGCUGCUAAGCCUGGGCCCGCCGCCGCUCCUGCCGCUCCUGCUCCCUCCCCGGCCGGUGUGGAGUGCGACGGCGGUGUGUGCAAGCUGGUGCGCAGGCCGAAAAAGACCGCCGAGCAGGAGUCGAAGGACGGUUCGGUAGCUGCUGUUGCUGAAGCCUCCGCCUCCGCCGCCGCCGCGGCGGUGCCCGCUGCGCGCACCAUGGAAUGCGCGGGAGGCGUGUGCAAGCUGGUGCGCAAGCCGAAGAAGGCCGCGGAGGAACAACCGUCGGUGUCGGAGAGGAAAGAGGAGGCAAGCGAGUCGCCGCUCGUCGUCGGCGACGCCAUGCCUUCCCUUCAGGUUGUGCCGAUCGAUGGGGGCUCCGCGACCACGCUCGACGACGUCAGGGCCGGGGGGCCCGCGGUUCUAGAUUUCUGGACGACACGUUGCGUGCGUUGCCCCGCCGCUCUUGAUGCUCUCGAGGGAUUGGCAGCGGCCGCGGCGGCAGCUGCUACGGGCGACGACGCUGUCACGUACAUUUCGGUCAACCUCGACAGCUUAGAGGGGGCACAGGAGAUCGUAUCCAAGGGGGGUUGGCCUACCUUGACCCACACCAUCCCCCGGGGAAAUGAGGAGGAAUCGGAGGCGCUGCUAGAGAGGUUCAAGACCAGAGCGGGCCUGAAGAGCGUGCCCUUUUACGUCGUGGUCGCACGGGACGGUCGAAUCGAACAGAUCGGAGGGCCAAAAGCGGUCAAGCUUGAAACGGUUUCGGGCUCCAACAACAACGGUGCUGCUGCGCCAAAGGCGGCAGAAGGAGCACCACCAGCAGCACCGGCUGCUAAAGAAGCACCGAAAGCCUCCGUUUUCACCAUGGACGAAGAUUUUUGAGGGCAAAAAGAAAGAGCACUUUUUCGUUUCGCCAAGCUUUAUUAUGAGCGUCUUCUUGACAGAGCACGUUUAUUUGUUAGGUAGGGCGGUGUUAAUAAUUGUCGGCGGCAAGAAUUUGUUACGGUGCUGGUCGGAUGAGUCUCGUGCGACGACGGUGGGGAGGGAGGGAUCUGCCUCAUAAUGCUUGCGUGGGGGGACUUGCUGUGGAGUGGGGCGUCCUAUUGUACUGCGGGCUAGUAAAAGCGGGAGAGUGUGUAUAAGAGAUGAAGCAGAG